CUCCGCCCCCUCCUCCGGUGGUGGUGCCGGGUUGCAGCGCCGGUCGUGGAGGUUUCGGCGCCCGAAGCCGGGAGCGCGGAGUCGUUCCCGGGAGUGCCGGCCAGGCUAUGAUCGCGGGUCCCCGGCGGCCCGCUCCGGCCAACCAGAGUCCCUGUCUCAGCUUGUGCCCGUGCCCGAGCGGUCUCCUCAGCUCGACCCCGCGGCGCAGUUGGCGGCGGCGCCCGCAGUGCGCCCCCUCCUCCGAUGGCGGCAGAGAUCCAGCCCAAGCCGCUGACCCGCAAGCCGAUCCUGCUGCAGCGGGUCGAGGGGUCUCAGGAGGUGGUGAAUAUGGCCGUGAUCGUGCCCAAGGAGGAGGGCGUCAUCAGUGUCUCGGAGGACAGGACUGUUCGUGUGUGGUUAAAGAGAGACAGUGGACAAUAUUGGCCAAGCAUAUACCAUGUGAUGCCUUCUCCAUGUUCAUGCAUGUCUUUUAACCCGGAAACAAGAAGACUGUCCAUAGGUCUAGACAAUGGUACAAUCUCAGAGUUUCUUCUAUCAGAAGAUUAUAACAAGAUGACUCCUGUGAAAAACUAUCAAGCGCAUCAGAGCAGAGUGACGAUGAUCCUGUUUGUCCUGGAGCUGGAGUGGGUGCUGAGCACGGGACAGGACAAGCAAUUUGCCUGGCACUGCUCUGAGAGUGGGCAACGCCUGGGAGGUUAUCGCACCAGUGCUGUGGCCUCAGGCCUGCAAUUUGAUGUUGAAACCCGGCACGUGUUUAUUGGUGACCACUCAGGCCAAGUAACCAUCCUCAAACUGGAGCAAGAAAACUGCACCCUGGUCACAACAUUCAGAGGACAUACAGGUGGGGUGACUGCUCUCUGUUGGGACCCCGUCCAGCGGGUGUUGUUCUCGGGGAGCUCCGACCACUCUGUCAUCAUGUGGGACAUCGGUGGGAGAAAAGGAACAGCCAUCGAGCUCCAAGGACAUAGUGACAGAGUCCAGGCCCUGUCCUACGCACAGCACACGCGGCAGCUCAUCUCCUGUGGUGGUGACGGUGGGAUUGUCGUCUGGAACAUGGACGUGGAGAGGCAGGAGACCCCUGAAUGGUUGGACAGUGAUUCCUGCCAAAAGUGCGAUCAGCCUUUCUUUUGGAACUUCAAGCAGAUGUGGGACAGCAAGAAAAUUGGCCUGAGACAGCACCACUGCCGGAAGUGCGGGAAGGCCGUCUGCGGCAAGUGCAGCUCCAAGCGCUCCUCCAUCCCUCUGAUGGGCUUCGAGUUUGAAGUGAGGGUGUGUGACAGCUGCCACGAGGCCAUCACCGACGAGGAACGUGCACCCACGGCGACCUUCCAUGACAGUAAACAUAACAUCGUGCAUGUGCAUUUUGAUGCCACCAGAGGAUGGUUACUGACUUCGGGAACUGACAAGGUUAUUAAGUUGUGGGAUAUGACCCCGGUUGUGUCUUGAUGCCCCUUCCAGGCACCAGAAAGAUAGUAUUUACUCAAGAAACGGUUGUUCUAACCUAAAUCAUGACUGGAGCUGUAAAGCAGAUGCGUGAGUGGUGGGAGAGAAGCUGAAGAGCUGAGCUGAGCUUGCGUGUGACCCGCACACACGGCGGUGAGCGGUCGGGGAGCUCUUGCGAGGGAACUCUUGCAACUUGUUCAUACGAUAUAAAAGAGGAUAUUUUUUUAACAAGUGGUUUAUACAGUCUGGCUGUGCUACCUUGUUUUGAGUAUACUGCAAACUCAGUGUGGGGUGUUUUAAGUUUUAUAUUUUUCACCACUUCGUUUUAGUUGUUGCUUUGUGUGUCGGAGAAAUGAGGCGUGUAUAACCGUUCAGGGUGUUUUCGGUAGUUAUAGUUUCCGUGUUUCCUUCACUUGGACACAUAUCUUGUGGUCGGCAUCUUUUCCUUCUCUAUGUAUCCACCCUCAGCUUCAUCGGCUGUUCCCGAGUGUACGUAUUCACAGUUUAUUUGCAGUGUUUCUGCUUUCGUAGAAAUCCCCUCCCAUUGAGAGACCUGGAAAACCAUUCACGUGGAUUUCCCAGCUGACUCUUGAAUCGCCUGAGAGUUAUCUGUUUGUGAUAUCUAGGUCGUACAUGUUCUCAUGGAGUGGAAAUGACCUUGUGUUUCUGCCUCAGUUUUUCUCUGUCUUUCCUGCAUUAAAAACAAAUGUUGUGAGAAAGCCACUCGCAGCCACAAAGUAGAUUAUCAUAACUCAGGCCUUCAACUCUCAGUGCCUGGAUCAUUUCUAAUUCAGCUGGAGCUUUCUGAGCCUUUUAGGUUUUAGUCUUAUUGACACAGCUCCCUGUCGCUCUUCAUAUUAAACACAAAACAACAAAACCCUGUGUCCUUCAAGAAUAGUGUCUUUAAAAUGCGUUGUUCUAUGUGAUGUCACCUCUGAACUUGAACAUGUUCAUUGCUGCGAGGUUGUAUCCUGCUUUAUUCCUCACCGUAUUUUCUUCUUUCAAAACGAGAUACUUAAAGAUUUUUAUCUUCAUGUAUUUUAUGAGAACACUUUGCACACUUUCAUACUAAAAUUGUGUGAUCUGAGACAUAAAAGGUACUGAAUCCUACAGUUCAUGCUGUGUUCCAGUUGGGAAUGUAAAAAAAAAAAAGGGGGGGACAGGGGGACGCUUUAGGAGAUGAAUCUAAACUCUAAUUUUAAGGGAAUCCACUCAAACUUGAUAAAUUGAGAUAUUCUUGUGUGUAGUGACUCAACUUGGGAUAUUGAAGUUCUUUUUUAAAAUCUUAUUUUUGGGGGCUUCCCUGGUGGCACAGUGGUUGAGAGUCCCCCUGCCGAUGCAGGGGACGCGGGUUCGUGCCCUGGUCCAGGAGGAUCCCACAUGCCGCGGAGCGGCUGUGCCCGUGAGCCAUGGCCGCUGAGCCUGCAUGUCCGGAGCCUGUGCUCCGCAGCGGGAGAGGCCAUGGCAGUGAGAGGCCCGCGUAUUGCAAAGAAAAAAAAAAAAUCUUAUUUUCAUUUGUAAAAAUAGAAUUGAUAUUAGCAGCAGGCAUGAGCUAUGUGCUCGCCCCGUUCUAAGCACUUUACACAAGUGCCACCUCAUUCAGCCCUCACCUGUCAGGAGCAUUGGGGGAUCCCCGGGUCCUUGGGGUUCAUCAGGUUAAUUAAGCAGAGCCUCACAGUUAAACAGGCCAAUUACUUGCCCUUCCCUAUCUGAGCCCUACCUCCACAGGAUCUUGUUCUCUUUUGAUCUGACAAUUUGGGGUGGUAGUAGUUGAAGUCCUAUUUUUUUUCCUCUUUUCCUGAAAGUAAUUUUUCCCCCUCGUGAUCAUUAAUUUUCUUUCUAACUGGGAGAAGGCCUCCCAGCCAUACUUGGAUUAUCCCUCCCCCAACACUGACCAAGUGUGCUUCCGGGGGACGGGCUUCCUCGAGAUGAUUCUGCUGCUGCAGCUUUGGGAAGCAGGACAGUGGGUGUGCCCCAUGCAGCCAUGGUACGUGACAGCCAUGACCUGGGACAUCAGGGCAGAUGGGCCCAUGUGACCAUACUCUAAGGUUGUGUACACACACACACACACACACAGCAAUUACCACUUAUCACUUAACUGCCACUUCCACACAAUCCUUGCUUGCCAUCAGCCAAAGCCAUUAUAACUAACUUGAGUCUCUUCUGCAUGACUGCUCUGUGAGAGAGCUUUAAAAAGGGAAUUUAAAAUACUCAAAUAUUGGGCUUCCCUGGUGGCGCAGUGGUUGAGAGUCCGCCUGCCGAUGCGGGGGACACGGGUUCGUGCCCCGGUCCGGGAAGAUCCCACAUGCCGCGGAGCAGCUGGGCCCGUGAGCCAUGGCCGCUGAGCCUGCGCGUCCGGAGCCUGUGCUCCGCAACGGGAGAGGCCACAACAGUGAGAGGCCCGCGUACCACAAAAAAACAAAAAAACUCAUAUCUAUUUUGUAGUUUACUACUAGAACCUGGAGCCACUUAACUAAGUUGUACGUAAUAAAGGACUGUGUGUUGGAAAUGAGUUGUAGGAAAGAAUCGCUGUUUUCCCUUCCUGAACUUUGGAGCCCGGCCUGUGUAUAGAGAGGCAAGCACAGCGAUAGGGAGACGGUGGAUCAGGAGCGCGGCAGACCUGACGUGGAUCUGAGUUGGGUCUCGAUGAGCUCAGACCCCACUGGGAAAGCUGAUUGUCUCCUUUGGACCACAUGUGACACCGUGGUCCCUCUGGUCUGUGACCCUGCACUUCAGUCCAGCCAUCUCCCUCCCAGCCUGUCUGUAUCCCAGCCCACAGGGCCACUCAGAGGUUGAAACCACUGGACACCUCGUUGGUGACGAGAGUCACGAUCAGUAACCACAGAUAUGUCAAGGUAUCCGUUGCCCUGCCUUUUCCUUUCUCCUCAUUUGUGUAGGUGCUUGAACUUGGUGAGAAGCGCUUAGCACGCCAACUGUGUGUGUCUAUAAUACUGUGAAUUCUUGAGUAUUACAUUAUCUCCACCAUUUUUGUAACUCGUAGAUAUGUGUUGGUGUCGGGGUGCCUUCCAAGCAUUUUUAUGGAAUAGAGGCUUCAUUCAUUAGGAGUGGGAGCUGGUGCCAGCGCUUGGCUUUUCUCCUGUCUGGGUUAACUCUCAUAGUUCUUGUUUUACCCCACUGGAAUUGCACUUUAUAUAUAUUUUUUGCUCUGUUACUUCAACAUACAGAAGCUCUGGCAAGUAAAGCCUAACAGGAUUAUGCUGGGAAAGUGGCAAACCCGCACAUACCGUGCACGUGGCUGUCCUUCAUUUGGUAGGAUAGAACCAAUCACAUGCUCUCAGUUUCUCCAAAGAAAUGAUGUUACUGGAACCUUUAACUGCCUGGGUUGUCUCCACAGUAGCACAAGUGGUUGUAGAUUAAGUACUUGGAGUCAUGUGUCUUUUUAUCUGAGGUCAAUCAACCAUGAUGUAUUUCUUACUGGAUUGUUUGAAUUAUUCAAAGAAUCAUAAAAUCACAAAACUGGAAGGGAUCUUCAGACAUCUAGAAUGUUCCAAGCACAAAACACUAUAGUCACACCAGGCAGUUAGAGAUCGCAGAGGUAUCAACAAGGGAAACCUGAAAGAAUUUUCGAGGAACAGUUGUUUUAGAACAUUAACUGGUAAUGGCGUGAGGGGGAACAAUGACUUCCAGCCUCGAGGCAGGGAGCUCUGGGAGCUGGGUCUGUUCCUCUCAUUGUAGGCACAGCCUUUGGCCCCAGGCUGUGGUUCCAAGCGGAUGGGUAUGUGCAGUGAGGUAGUUCCUGCAGGUCUCCAUCAGCAUAAACUCCUUCCUACACUCUUCCCCACAGACCACCCCAGCUACAGAGUUUAAGUGGAAAUCCAGGGGCACUGAAAGCCCACCUCACCCUCCGUGUGUGGGUUGGCGCUGAGCCAGUCUCUUCAUUGACCUUCUUAUGGAACAUUGCCUUUCUUUUCCUGUUUUAAGAUUCAUUUUUUCAAAAGCAGAAUUUAUUUUUUUCUUAACAUUAAUCAGUUUUUAACGCCUGAAUUUUGCCUUUUAAGCAAGGAACUAGAUCUAAACUAUGUUAUCAAAGUUACUGGACAUAAAUAUCCAUUAAAUGACAUUCCUUUGGUUUGGCCUUUUCAUAGUAGUUUAAUUGUAUGUAAGUGACCUUGUCCACGAAGAUUUAUAUUUUAAAGUGAAGGAAAGCAUUUUGCCAAAAACAUUCUUUUUUUCCUCUCCUUUAAAACAAAGUUAUGUUUUUCUGGAUGUGCCUAUCUAGUGCCUAUCUAGUGCCUAUCUAGCGACAUGAUUGGGAAACAGAGAUUAAGUCCAUCUUGAGCACUGAGGGAUCUAGAUGACCCUUGAGACUCCAAUUCUCGUCCAGUCCAACCCUUUGUUGAGUGUCCACCACACUCCAGGCUUUGAACCAGGCCCGGGGUCACGAGGUCCAUCCUGUGGCCUAGAUGGAUCAUUUCAGUGCCAGGUGGUAAAUCCAGUGACAGAGGGCUGUGGGGUCCUGUUUCAGGAGCUGCGCAGGUGCUCCUACCCGCACGGGUGGAGCCAGGGGACCUUGCUGAGGAAAGGGCUUCUGAGCUGAGAGUUAAAGGAUGAGUUGUUGUGAGCCCAGGCUGUGGGAGCAGCGUAAACAAAGGCCCAGGACCUGCAUCAGCCUGGUGCUCGGGGCCCACAGGCGGUUUGGAGCUGCCAGAGAACAUCAAGUGCACAACUGCAGUCCUGGAGCCUGAGCUCUUGUCACCGUGAGACGCAGAUGCCGUGGCCACAGAGAGAGGCAGCACAUGGUUCACCACGCACCUCUACCCAGAGAGUCAAGUUUCCCUGCAGCUGAGGCUGGUAUCAAAGUUUCUUUUCCUUUGGAAAUACCUGGAGUUAUUAUCCUAAAAUGACCCCUGGUAACUAAUUUUUCACUGGAGGCUGUGAGGUGGGGCUGGAGACCACUGCUUGCACAGACUUGGCCUGGAUGAGCUUAUGGCAUACUGAUUCCGCUAUUACCUGGGGGCCCAGGUUAGGAGCUCCCCUUUGAAAAAGGACAGGCCUUGACCUGUGGAGGAGGUUGUUCUGGACAGCGGUGGCACUGCACCCACACGGCCUUCCCAUGAGCAAGCAGGCCACUGCUGCCCUCAUUUCCCUCUGGCUUUGAAUCGUUCUUGCAAGUAAUGGUCAUUUCAGCACAAUGUGGUAAAUGUGAUAAAUCCUCAUCGCAGUGGCACUCGCCAAGCGGAAGGGAAUGUUUUUCUCAAUUCGGCGACAGUAAAAGAGCUCAGGCAGCCACCGCCCUGGAGACCCGACUCUACCGAGCAGGGGCAUCCCGGCGUCCCACCGCGGGCCUCGGUACUUCCAGGUACUGAUACUUGUAUUCCAUCCACUUGCCUUUAUCCUUCAGUGCCCAAGUAUCAUGUGUCCGUAACUUAAUUCAGGGACAUCCAUGUUUUUAGUUUGUAAUUUUGCCUUUAAACAUUAUCCUUUCCACCAAGAAGCCUGUUUAGGCCAAACACAAGAAAGCAGGGUGUAAAAUUAGAUCUGUCCAACACUGGAAUGGGAUUCCUCUUUUGUGUUUCUUUUGCCAGGGAAUUUUGGAACAGACAGUAUGUAGCCCCUUGUCUAUUUAUAGUGGAAUAGAUGUGGAAAGGAGAUUAAAAGCCUUGAGUAGAAGUUGAAUUCAAUGAUUGUUCCUAAGAUCCCUUCCAAUCCGUGAUCCUAUGAUUCCAUGACUGUUAUUACUAAACUGACCUAACCAUUACCAGUGACCCGCCUGCACGUGGCUGACUUCACUCAGGUAAACGGGAGCAUAUCCCACUGCCUUUGUCUUGUGUCACAUCAAGUAAACUGCUUCCAGUAUUUUCCCGUCUAGAGCCCAGGAGGUCUGAAAAAGAUGGUGAAGGUGCAAGUCAAUCAUAGUACCAUCUCAUUAAAAACAAAUACCUCAAUAUGUUCACCUUCGUGAGUGUACAGAAAUGUAUCUGACUUUCUUGGGAGAGAAGGGGAAUUGCAGGUCGGCUUAAAGGUUAGUUUUAGAAUGUGACUUUGAUAUUUAGGAUCCUUUCUCCUUUUUAUCCCCCUUGGUUCUCUGGGAAGCAUGAGCGGGUAAACUGUAACACAAAAAGGAGAAAUGGUUUGAAAAAAAUAUUUCACUUAUACACUUUUUCUUUCAUUGAAAUGGAUGGCUGCCUUAUGUUAGUAGCAUAUGAAGUAUGGACCAAAAUACUUGUGUCGCUGGUAACCACUGUAUACUUACAUAUUUGUGUUUUACGCCAUCUGCUUUUUUUCCAAAUGUACUGUCAUUUUGCAGAAGAAAAUCUUUAUAUGAAAAGUCCAAAAACUGUUACUAACUGGACAACCGGGAAGGUGCUAGCCCCACAUUCGUGCCUGCCUGCCACUGUCUCCACAACAGGGGACACAGACGCUUCCACCCUGCACGCCCACCAGUCUACAGCCACGUUGGAACCUGGCUGCAGCGGGCGUGUUGCUUUAUGGAUGUCUUUUUCUUUCUUUUUGAAAUGAGAUUCUCCAAGGGGUCAGGCUGAAAAUGUAAUAAGCCCAAAGCUGGAAGAGAUUUAUCAAAUGUGGUUCUAGCCAAACCCUGCUGGCAUUGCCAUGGCCUCUGCCACUAGAUUUCCCCCAACCAGACCAAGCAGUCUUGACAUUGACUUCCUGAAUGUGAUUAGGUGGGAAUAAGCAGGGAUUUCCCACGAUGUUAAAUGUAUCCAGUUCUCCAUUCAAAUGCUGCUGAAUGUCGUGAACGUUUCUGAACUCUGCUCACUUUCCCACUGUGCUUCCCGCUAACCAAAAUGAAUGUGUAGCCAUGACCAAUGUCAAAGACUCAAUGCAAGCUACCGCCACGGUUUAAAAUAAAUCUCUGGAAACCUUCCUGCA
Molecule: messenger RNA, 8295 nt
Organism: Orcinus orca (killer whale)
Lineage: Eukaryota; Metazoa; Chordata; Mammalia; Artiodactyla; Delphinidae
Gene: WDFY2
Product: WD repeat and FYVE domain containing 2
Exons: 12
Coding region: 244-1446 (400 amino acids)
Molecular function (GO): metal ion binding; protein binding
Source: RefSeq, a predicted model, not a curated record